Molecule: messenger RNA, 5999 nt
Organism: Pelobates fuscus (common spadefoot toad)
Lineage: Eukaryota; Metazoa; Chordata; Amphibia; Anura; Pelobatidae
Product: myosin-4-like
Exons: 41
Coding region: 90-5888 (1932 amino acids)
Biological process (GO): muscle contraction
Cellular component (GO): myosin filament; cytoplasm; myosin II complex
Molecular function (GO): microfilament motor activity; actin filament binding; ATP binding
Source: RefSeq, a predicted model, not a curated record
UAUCUCAGGACUUCACUGACUGCUUCUAGAGCAUAUUCCCUUUUCAAUCUUUUUCCACCUGGGAAGGAUACUAAAUUAAACCAACAACCAUGGGUGACGGUGAGAUGGCUGCAUUUGGGGCGGCAGCCCAAUUCCUCCGAAAAUCAGACAAGGAGAGGAUUGAGGCACAGAACAGACCGUUUGAUGCCAAAACAUCAUACUUCGUGAUAGACCCAAAGCAGAUGUAUGUGAAGGGAGAAAUUCAGAGCAGAGAAGGUGGCAAAGUCACUGUGAAAAAAGAAGAUGGCACAACUGUAACGGUGAAGGAUGAUGACGUCUUCCCUAUGAACCCACCCAAGUACGAUAAGAUUGAAGACAUGGCCAUGAUGACCCACUUGAACGAACCAUCCGUCCUGUAUAACCUCAAAGAGCGUUACGCAGCCUGGAUGAUCUACACCUAUUCCGGCCUGUUCUGUGCUACAGUCAACCCCUACAAGUGGCUGCCCGUGUACAACCCCGAGGUGGUCAAUGCUUACAGAGGCAAAAAGCGUCAGGAAGCCCCACCUCACAUCUUCUCCAUCUCUGAUAAUGCCUAUCAGUUCAUGUUAACCGAUCGUGAAAAUCAGUCAAUCCUUAUUACUGGAGAAUCUGGUGCUGGAAAGACUGUGAACACGAAACGCGUCAUCCAGUACUUUGCAACAAUUGCAGCUACUGGAGACAAGAAGCAAAAGGAGGCGGAGAAGAGCAAGGGCACUCUGGAGGAUCAAAUCAUCCAGGCUAACCCUCUGCUGGAAGCCUUCGGCAAUGCCAAGACCGUGAGGAAUGACAACUCAUCCCGCUUCGGUAAAUUCAUCAGAAUCCACUUUGGGACUACUGGCAAAUUGUCAUCUGCUGAUAUUGAAACAUACCUUCUGGAAAAAUCCAGAGUAACAUUCCAGUUGUCAGCAGAGAGAAGCUACCACAUCUUUUACCAGAUUAUGUCCAACAAGAAGCCUGAGUUGAUCGACCAGUUGCUGAUUACAACCAACCCUUAUGACUUCCCACUUGUCAGCCAAGGUGAAAUCACAGUAGCAAGCAUUGAUGACCAAGAGGAGCUGAUGGCCACUGAUGAAGCCAUUGACAUCCUGGGUUUCAAUGCUGAUGAGAAAAUAGGAAUCUACAAACUGACGGGCGCAGUCAUGCACCAUGGCAACAUGAAAUUCAAGCAGAAACAAAGAGAGGAGCAGGCUGAGCCAGAUGGCACAGAAGUGGCUGACAAAAUUGCCUAUCUGAUGGGUCUCAAUUCAUCCGAUCUACUGAAGGCCUUGUGCUACCCAAGAGUCAAAGUUGGGAAUGAAUUUGUGACCAAAGGUCAAACUGUGCAACAGGUUCACAACUCAGUUGGUGCCCUGAGUAAGUCAGUCUAUGAAAAGAUGUUCUUGUGGAUGGUCAUUCGUAUUAACCAGCAGUUGGACACCAAACAGCCAAGACAGCACUACAUUGGUGUCUUGGACAUUGCCGGCUUUGAAAUCUUUGAUUUCAACAGUUUGGAGCAGCUGUGUAUCAACUUCACCAAUGAGAAACUGCAACAGUUUUUCAAUCACCACAUGUUCGUCUUAGAACAAGAGGAAUACAAGAAGGAAGGUAUCGAAUGGGAGUUCAUUGACUUCGGCAUGGACUUGGCAGCCUGCAUUGAGCUUAUUGAGAAGCCAAUGGGCAUCUUCUCCAUCCUUGAAGAGGAGUGUAUGUUCCCCAAGGCAACGGACACUUCAUUCACCAAUAAACUGUAUGAUCAGCAUCUUGGCAAGUCCAACAACUUCCAGAAACCAAAGCCAGGUAAAGGCAAAGCUGAGGCUCACUUCUCCCUUGUCCACUAUGCUGGGACAGUGGAUUACAACAUCAGUGGCUGGCUGGACAAGAACAAGGAUCCACUGAAUGAAACUGUCAUUGGGCUAUACCAGAAGUCUUCUGUGAAACUGCUCUCAUUCCUGUACUCCUCUCAUGCUGCAGACCAAGAAACUGGUGGCAAGAAGGGAGGUAAGAAGAAGGGGUCCUCUUUCCAGACCGUGUCUGCUCUUUUCAGGGAGAAUCUGAACAAACUGAUGUCCAACUUGAGAAGCACUCACCCCCACUUUGUACGUUGUUUGAUCCCCAAUGAGACAAAGACUCCAGGUACAAUGGACCACUACCUGGUCAUGCAUCAGCUCAGGUGUAACGGUGUCCUGGAGGGAAUCAGAAUUUGCAGAAAAGGAUUCCCAAGCAGAAUCCUAUAUGGUGACUUCAAACAGCGUUACAAGAUCCUUAAUGCCAGUGCUAUCCCAGAUGGUCAGUUUAUUGACAGCAAGAAGGCUUCAGAGAAACUUCUUGGAUCCAUCGAUGUUGACCAUACUCAGUACAGAUUUGGGCACACCAAGGUGUUCUUCAAAGCCGGUCUCUUGGGUACCCUUGAAGAGAUGCGAGAUGAAAAAUUGUCUCAGCUGAUCACUCGUACUCAGGCUAUCUGCAGAGGAUACCUCAUGAGAGUAGAGUUUAAGAAGAUGAAUGAGAGGAGGGAAUCGGUAUAUUGUAUUCAGUACAAUGUCCGCUCAUUCAUGAACGUCAAACAUUGGCCAUGGAUGAAGCUGUACUUCAAGAUCAAGCCUCUUCUGAAGAGCGCGGAAUCCGAGAAGGAAAUGGCCAACAUGAAGGAAGAGUUUGAAAAGACAAAGGAGGCUCUUCAGAAGUCAGAAGCCAGGAGAAAGGAACUAGAGGAGAAAAUGGUCAGCAUACUCCAGGAAAAGAAUGACCUACAACUCCAAGUUGCAUCUGAAUCAGAAGCUGUGUCAGAUGCAGAAGAAAGAUGUGAGGGACUGAUCAAAGCGAAGAUUCAACUGGAAGCAAAGGUCAAGGAAAUUACUGAAAGACUUGAAGAUGAAGAAGAAUCUAAUGCUGAGCUAACAGCCAAGAAGAGGAAACUGGAGGAUGAAUGUUCUGAACUGAAGAAAGAUAUUGAUGAUCUUGAGCUAACAUUGGCCAAAGUUGAGAAGGAGAAACAUGCCACAGAAAACAAAGUGAAAAACCUUACAGAAGAAUUGGCUGUUCUGGAUGAAAACGUUGCCAAGUUGACUAAGGAGAAGAAAGCCCUUCAAGAAGCCCACCAGCAAACUUUGGAUGACUUGCAAGCUGAAGAAGACAAAGUCAACUCUCUCACCAAAGCCAAAACCAAGCUGGAACAACAAGUAGAUGAUCUUGAGGGUUCACUGGAGCAAGAGAAGAAGCUUCGCUUGGAUUUGGAGAGAGCCAAGAGAAAGCUGGAGGGUGAUCUCAAGUUAUCCCAGGAAUCUACAAUGGAUCUGGAAAAUGAGAAGCAGCAGCUGGAUGAAAAAGUUAAAAAGAAGGAAUUUGAAAUCAGCCAACUGCAAAGCAAGAUUGAAGAUGAACAAGCUCUGGGUGCUCAGCUGCAGAAGAAAAUCAAAGAGUUACAGGCUCGUAUUGAAGAGCUGGAAGAGGAAAUUGAAGCAGAGCGAGCAGCUAGAGCCAAGGCUGAGAAGCAACGUGCUGACUUAUCCAGGGAGCUUGAAGAGAUCAGUGAGCGUCUGGAAGAAGCUGGUGGAGCAACCUCAGCUCAGAUUGAGUUGAACAAGAAGCGUGAAGCAGAAUUCCAGAAGAUAAGACGCGACCUAGAAGAGGCCACUCUACAGCAUGAGGCCACAGCCUCAGCUCUCCGUAAAAAGCACGCCGAUAGUGUUGCAGAACUUGGAGAACAAAUUGAUAACCUUCAACGUGUUAAACAGAAACUGGAAAAGGAAAAGAGUGAGCUUAAGAUGGAGAUAGAUGACCUGGCCAGUAACUUGGAAUCUGUCUCCAAAUCCAAGGCAAAUCUGGAGAAGCUAAGCAGGACAAUAGAGGACCAAUACAGUGAAGUGAAGACUAAAGAAGAUGAGCACCUUCGAGUCAUUAAUGACAUCAAUGGUCAGAAAGCGCGUCUUCAAACAGAAAACGGGGAAUACUCACGUCAGUUGGAGGAAAAAGAAUCUUUAAUUUCUCAGCUAUCCAGAGGCAAACAGGCUUUCACCCAACAAACAGAAGAACUGAAACGCCAGCUAGAGGAGGAGAUAAAGGCCAAGAACGCCCUCGCUCAUGCAUUGCAAUCUGCCCGUCAUGACUGUGACCUUCUCAGGGAGCAAUAUGAAGAGGAGCAGGAAGCCAAGGCUGAGUUGCAAAGAUCUCUGUCCAAAGCCAAUGGAGAGGUUGCCCAAUGGAGGACAAAAUACGAGACUGAUGCUAUUCAACGCACAGAGGAACUGGAAGAUGCCAAGAAGAAACUUGCUCAGCGUCUCCAGGAUGCAGAAGAACAAGUUGAGGCUGUCAACUCAAAGUGUGCAUCUCUGGAAAAGACCAAGCAGAGGCUCCAAGGAGAGGUGGAAGAUCUCAUGGCUGACGUGGAGCGUUCCAACUCUGCAUCUGCGGCUCUUGACAAGAAGCAGAGGAACUUUGACAAGGUUCUGUCUGAAUGGAAGCAGAAAUAUGAAGAAACUCAGGCAGAGCUGGAAGCCUCCCUGAAGGAGUCCAGGUCUCUGAGCACAGAGAUCUUCAAGAUCAAGAACUCCUAUGAGGAAUCUUUAGAUCAGCUUGAGACUCUCAAGAGAGAAAAUAAGAACCUUCAACAGGAGAUCUCUGAUCUGACAGAACAAAUUGCAGAGACUGGAAAGACUAUCCAUGAAAUAGAAAAAUCCAAAAAACAGGUGGAGCAAGAGAAAUUUGACUUGCAGUCAGCCCUGGAAGAGGCAGAGGGCACUCUGGAGCACGAAGAGGCAAAGGUAAUUCGUAUACAACUUGAGCUGACUCAGAUAAAGUCUGAGGUGGACAGAAAAGUUGCUGAGAAAGAUGAAGAGAUUGAACAGCUGAAGAGGAACAGCCAAAGAGCACUGGAGACAUUGCAAAGUUCCCUGGAUUCUGAGAUCAGAAGCAGGAAUGAUGCUCUACGAAUCAAGAAGAAGAUGGAAGGAGACCUUAAUGAGAUAGAGAUUCAGCUCAGCCAUGCCAACCGCCAGGCUGCAGAAGCACAGAAACAACUCAGGAAUGUACAAGCACAAGUUAAGGAUGCCCAACUGCAUCUCGAUGAUGCAAUUAGAGGAAAUGAUGAUUUGAAGGAACAGUUGGCUAUUGUUGAAAGACGCAACAACCUCAUGACUGCUGAACUUGAAGAAAUUAGAUCUGCCCUGGAUCAGACUGAGCGGGCACGCAAAUUGGCAGAACAAGAACUUCUUGAUGUCACAGAGCGUGUUCAGCUGCUCCACUCUCAGAAUACCAGCCUCAUCAACACCAAGAAGAAGCUGGAAGCUGAUGUCACCCAACUACAGAGUGAAGUUGAAGAACAACUACAAGAAUCUAGGAAUGCAGAUGAAAAGGCUAAGAAGGCCAUCACAGAUGCUGCCAUGAUGGCUGAGGAAUUAAAGAAGGAACAAGACACUAGUUCUCACCUCGAGAGGAUGAAGAAGAAUCUGGAACAGACAGUGAAGGAUCUCCAGCAGCGUCUGGAUGAGGCCGAACAACUGGCAUUGAAAGGAGGAAAGAAGCAGCUCCAGAAAUUAGAGUCCAGGGUGCGUGAGCUGGAAAAUGAGCUGGAUGCCGAACAGAAAAGAGGUAGCGAUGCCAUUAAGGGUGUACGCAAGUACGAAAGGAGAGUGAAGGAGCUGACAUACCAGACUGAAGAGGACAAGAAGAACACCCUCAGGUUACAGGACUUGGUAGACAAACUGCAGCUGAAGGUGAAAGCUUACAAGAGACAAGCCGAGGAGACUGAGGAACAGGCAAAUAUACAUCUUUCAAGAUUCAGGAAGACCCAACAUGAACUAGAAGAGGCUGAGGAACGAGCUGAUAUUGCUGAAUCUCAGGUCAACAAGCUCAGAGCCAAGAGCCGCGAUAUCGGCAAGAAAGCGGAGGAAUAAAGAGAAGAUGUGGUUUACAGAAGCUCAUACAAUAUGGACUCCAUUGUAACUAAAAUAAUUUGUCUUAAAUUAGUUCAUGUAGAAUACAAAUAAAUCCUGUGUUUAUACUGA